GAGCUGAGAUUCCUGCACAGUGAACGAAGAAGAAGAAGAAGAUGAUGAGAGUAUAAAAAGGAGCGAGCGCGCUUUGCUCGGAGAAGAGAAGCUCGUUCGAGGCGCUCAUGGAGUCGCAACUUCUUCUUCUGCUGCUGCUCUCCCUCUCCGGCUUCGCUCUCGCGGAGAUCUUCUUCGAAGAGCGUUUCGAAGAUGGGUGGAAAGAUCGCUGGGUGUUGUCUGACUGGAAGCGGGCUGAAGGGAAGGCAGGUACGUUUAAGUAUACAGCUGGGAAAUGGUCCGGAGAUCCUGAUGAUAAAGGUAUCCAGACUUAUAAUGAUGCAAAGCAUUAUGCAAUAUCGGCAAAGAUACCCGAAUUCAGCAACAAAGAUCGGACUCUAGUCGUCCAAUAUUCAAUUAGGCUUGAACAGGACAUUGAAUGCGGGGGUGGUUACAUCAAGCUUCUAUCUGGUUAUGUCAAUCAGAAGAAAUUUGGUGGCGAUACUCCAUAUAGUUUUAUGUUUGGGCCAGAUAUAUGUGGCACACAGACGAAGAAGAUUCAUCUAAUACUUUCCUACCAAGGGCAGACUUAUCCAAUCAAAAAGGACCUGCAAUGUGAGACUGACAAGUUGACUCAUUUCUACACAUUUAUACUUAGGCCAGAUGCUUCAUACAGUCUAUUGGUUGAUAAUCGCGAGAGAGAAACAGGAAGUUUGUAUACAGAUUGGGAUAUCCUUCCCCCGCCGAAAAUUAAGGAUGUGAAAGCGAAAAAGCCGGCAGACUGGGAUGAAAGGGAAUACAUCGAUGACCCUAAUGGUGUCAAACCAGAGGGAUACGAUUCAAUUCCUAAGGAGAUUCCAGAUCCAAAAGUUAAAAAGCCCGUUGACUGGGAUGAGGAAGAUGAUGGCAUAUGGAGGCCACCUAAAAUCCCAAAUCCUGCAUAUAAAGGACCAUGGAAAAGAAAGAAAGUCAAAAAUCCUAACUACAAGGGUAAAUGGAAGACUCCUUGGAUAGAUAACCCAGAGUUUGAAGAUGAUCCCGACCUUUAUGUAAUGAGGCCAAUCAAGUAUGUGGGAAUAGAAGUUUGGCAGGUGAAGGCUGGUUCUGUUUAUGAUAAUAUAUUGGUCUGCGAUGACCCACAGUAUGCAAAGCAAGUUGUAGAAGAUCAUUUUGAAAGGAACAGAGAGGCUGAGAAGGAUGCCUUUGAGGAAGCUGAGAAAGUGAGGAGAGCUCGGGAAGAAGAGGAAGGUGAAAAGAAGAAGAAAGGAAGGGAUAGACGUGGGAGGCACUCUAGACGGCAUGACCCACAUGAUUAUCUGGAUGAUUACCAUGACGAGCUGUGACGACGUGCAGGCUUCCUCAAUUCUUUAUGCACUUCUAAAAGAGAUGAGAGAUCUUUUCGUGCUGAAACAGCUUAUGGGUAUAUAUCCAGUCCUUGAUGUGAGAAGCUACAACAAACGAGAAGGUUAAUUUACCUGUUCUCUGUUUGUGCUAUAGAUUACGUUUGAGGAGGACAAUUGCUUACAUUUUCAAGUAUGGAUCCUUAAAAGAAAUCCUGUCAUAGUUUCGGCUUAAAUAUGAAGGUCGUUAGAGCCUUGUACUA
Messenger RNA from Syzygium oleosum, 1582 nucleotides. RefSeq names its product calreticulin-3-like. Bases 108 to 1322 code for a protein of 404 amino acids. The record is from RefSeq and is a predicted model, not a curated record. Lineage: Eukaryota; Viridiplantae; Streptophyta; Magnoliopsida; Myrtales; Myrtaceae. Gene Ontology annotation, molecular function: calcium ion binding. Gene Ontology annotation, cellular component: endoplasmic reticulum membrane; endoplasmic reticulum. The transcript is spliced from 14 exons. Gene Ontology annotation, biological process: protein folding.